UCAGUUCAGAAACUUACAGACAAUAUUCAGCAGACAUUUCGCGUUGUUGGGCCAGAUACGGAUUGAGAUUACUGAAGAAGUCCAAGACCAGRUUGUUGAAGCAUAAAUCGCAUAGACCAUCGCCUAUGAUCUUUAAUAAUUUAUUAUUCAAGAAUUUCAACAUGUGGAACGAAGAACGUGUGACACAGUACUAUGUGAAUAAUUACGAAGACGCGCUAACGUUGGCUAACAGCAUAUUGUCAAAUCUUGCCGCUACAAAAAAGUAUUAUUCGUUUGAAAAGACAGCCAAUUACUACUCGGAUCUGUGUAUGGACACAUGUACUGUGUACAAACUAUUGACUUACUUUCAAGAAAACCCAGACAAGAUGGGAAAACUUUUCAAAAAAGGAAUCGUGGACUUAGAAUUGACGGCCAAUAGACUCAACGAGGAGAAUUGCAUGAAUAUUUGUAGACGCAUUUGGUACGAAUUAGGAACAGUGUAUAGCGAUAUGAUGGAUAUUAAGUACGARCGACACGUCAAUAAUAAACUGGUGCUCGUGGAAAUCGCGAUUAAGAAGAUCAAUCGCUAUUCGUCGUCGGCUAUUAAAUAUUAUACGAAAUUUGUCGAAUCGUUUUAUGUGGAAAGAAAGUUGCCAGAACUAUUGAGUGAACAAUAUGUGAAACCAGUGUUGUUGGCUUAUUUGCACAUGGCUAGAUGCAAUAAUAAAAAGAUUGUCAAUCAAAAGAACGUUAAAUUGGAGAUUUUGUUCCAAUGUAAACAAUAUUACCAGACUGUUGUGGAUUACUGCCAGAAAGAUCCUAGAGUAGAAACUAUGAUGCCGGUAGAGAUAACAACUUGUAAAGAGCUUUUGCUGUCAAUUCCGUCAAGGGUAGAUCAACUGCUCAAGACCAAAGGCCCAGUAAAAUAUUAYGUAUAAAAUUKUAAGUCAAAUUAUGAAUCAAGKGGCUAUAAUAGUAAGAUCUUUAAUUUAUWUAACAUAUAAAUGCCAUUUCCCUACUCUCAGACAGUCAAUAUUAUUGUGUAUUUUUUUUAUUUUAUAUAUUUGAAUAUUUAAGUUUUAAUUUGAUGUAAAUCUAAAUACCUAAGUAUUUAUAAUCUUGCAAAGAUUGAGAAAUUAUUUAACCUUUUAAGGAACAAUAAAAUAAUAAUAAUAAUAGAAAUAAUAAUAAAAAUAAUAACUCAACACAUUAUAAUAAUAUUACUCAUGAAUCAUGAUCAAUGUUCACCCUUAAAAAAAAGAUUUUAUUGUUUGCUAUUUUUCUGUUUAAGCAAUCCAUGGUGUAGCUUUAAAAUCUGAGCUUAGGAUUGAAUAUUUCAGGGGCUUCCUUUUAUACGAAUAACCACAUACCGGUGGUUGCUGUGAGAUUUAAGAGUUUUUAAUAAUACAUUUUGAUAUUUCAGCAAUAGGUGGGUAGGUACUUAAAAAUCUUAUAUGAAAAUCUAUUAAAAAAUCUUCAUACAAAUCCUUGUAAUAUGUCUAUUACAAUGAUCUUGAUUUUUAUUUUCUGUUACUAUCAUCAUGUUACUAAUUUUAUUGCUUCAUCUUACCUUGUAUGUUUAUCAACUUAAUUGUAUAAGGGGCUUAACCUGUAUAUUUUUUAAUAAAUAAAUAAAUAUACCAACAUUUAGUUU
Molecule: messenger RNA, 1633 nt
Organism: Diuraphis noxia (Russian wheat aphid)
Lineage: Eukaryota; Metazoa; Arthropoda; Insecta; Hemiptera; Aphididae
Product: KIF-binding protein
Biological process (GO): neuron projection maintenance; microtubule cytoskeleton organization; central nervous system projection neuron axonogenesis
Source: RefSeq, a predicted model, not a curated record